This is a messenger RNA of Acanthochromis polyacanthus (spiny chromis), 5568 nucleotides long. RefSeq names its product synaptotagmin-14-like. Lineage: Eukaryota; Metazoa; Chordata; Actinopteri; Pomacentridae. Bases 2187 to 4562 code for a protein of 791 amino acids. The transcript has 9 exons. The record is from RefSeq and is a predicted model, not a curated record.
AUCUCACCCCCCCACACACACUUGGUAGAGUCCGGGACGGAGCAUCAUGGCGAUAGACGGAGGGGGGAGAAACUGUGGUGUUCAUGAGCUCAUCUGUGCCAGACGAGCAACAAACUGUCAGUGGAGAGUCCUGAUGAUCUGUCACAUCUCAGUGGCUACAAGAAGAACCAGCCAGGUACUCAGUACUUACAGAUUUACUACACUGGCAGCAUUUACACACAUUUAGGAUGACUAUUGCAUUUGUCGUGGUUUUACAUUAAUCAUAUUGUGUGAAAUUCAUCUUAUUUGCUCAUCCUUACACACCUGUGCCACGUGGAACAAGAUGAAAUCCAAGACAAUAACAGCUUGCUCUGCUCAUGCACUCUUAAACUCAUAUAUUGGUGUAUAUAUUCAAACAAGCCUUGCUAGAAUUCCAUUGCACAGUAAUGACACAAAAGAAAGGUCUUUAUGACCUACAGCGCCCUCCAUAAUUAUUGACACACCUGAUGAAGAUGUGUUCUUUAGCUUCUAAUAAAUUCCUUUUUUUUCUAAAUAAUAUAGGACCACAAUGAAAAAAGAGCAAAUCCAACCUUUAAUUAAAGUGAAUUUAUUCAGUGGGGGAAAAAAAUCACACAUUAAGAAGUAAUUAUUUUACAUCAAAUCAUGUGUGCCACAAUUAUGAGCAACCCUGAUGCUAAUACUUUGUACAACCCCCUUUUGCCAACAAAACAGCACCUAAUCUUGUCCUAUAAUACAUUUUUGUACAAUUUUCAGUGUAAGAAUAUGCUUCUGCAAUAAAAAUUGAAUUUAUUUUAAGGCUUUCAACACAUCUUAACCAGGUGUGACAAUAAUUAUGGAGGGCGCUGUAUGUUGCAACAAGAAAAGCACUCAGAGAGCACAGUACGCCGCCAAGGCUUCUCAUUCCUUGUGUCAUUUCCGACAGAUAUGUCCCUGUAAGUCUGCAGCAGUGGAUUUGUAGUAAAAUCGCAAUCAUGGGAUCAUCAGUAGGCACAGUAGGCAGCUGAUGCAGUGUUCACUCAGUCAUAGUCACAGUGACGCCGUGCCGCUAUCUCGCAAUGAUACAGAAAUUUAAAAAAACUCCAAACUAUAAGCCGAAUCACUGCCAAAAUGUAAUCAAUUAGUCCUUGUGUCAUUUCUGACCUUCCCUGAAAAUUUCAUCCAAAUCCGUUAGUCCAUUUUUGACUAAUGUUGCAAACAGACAGACACACAGACAGACAGACAGACAAAUUGACACCGAUCGUCACAUAACUCCGCCGCAGUCCUUGGCGGAGUAAUAAGAUCGAUAUUAAUGCUAUAGGUCUGCUUCCUGAGUGAACCAGAUAACCACACUCUACUAUAAUUAUCAAAUGAGAGAACAGUUAUUUUGUAUAAUGGACACAGUUUACCAUUUUAUGGCAAUUAUCCUUUUAUAGUGAAUAAGAAGUUUUUUUUUAGAUAUGUAUGGGAUGUAUACACUUCAGUUGCCCCAAAGAACACUACAUCGCAUAUAUAAGACACCAUUUGUCGGUAUUAUACAAACUUAAGAGGAGUAUGGAGAGUAGGGUAUAACACUGAUUUCUUUAGAAUAACCUUAGAAGAAUUUGUGCUUAAACUGGUUUCAGGGUGGAAUCUGAUGUGUUGAUGUAUCGUGUGUUUGUAUCCUGUCUGUUUGUGUGGCUGUAUAGGACUUUUUAGCUGCAUAUUAUUUACUGUAGAAGUCAAGGUGCAUGAUUGUGUUUUUCUGAUUUCUUAAUUAUGCACAUUCUACACCUCUAAUGUGUCCUGUUUUGUUCUUAAACACAAGUUACGUUACUGCCACCGAUGACGCUAACAUUGCUGGUGUCUCAGUAGUUGACUGCAGUCUAAAUCUUGCACUAUUAUCAAUAUUACCAGCUGUUUCUUUUAAUGUCUUCAGAUCAGCUUACCAAUCAGUAAACAUUCAAACUGAUUUUUUUUGGAGUGCAGGCAUCACUGCUGAUAAAUGAAUACAUACAUGCUGUGAUUUCUUUCUAAAACCCAUAUUGUAAUGUCUGAGCAUGAGACAUGAUACAAGUGAAUUUUUUACUAUAUUCAUAUUGGUGUGUACAUACUUGUCAGCACACACUGUGAUAUUGGCUCCACACCCAGCUAACAAGCACAUGUCCGUGUCAGCGCAUGUGAUGAGCUAAUCUAGUGGUCAGCGUGGUGACAGGAUCCCCGGCUGAGAGAUGGCCUUCUUCAAGAGCUUCCAGCAGAACCUCCCAUCUGUCAACAUUUCCUCCAUCUUAGACUCAGUCACUAGUCGCGUAGAUGAUCUGGCCAACGCUGUCAGCGAUGUCACUUAUGCUGUCAGUGACCAGCUGACUGAGCAGGUUACCACAAUUAUCAACAAGGUGGAAGAUGGGGAAAACGGCAGCAGCCAGGAGCCAGGUCAGGCGUCUGCCGCAUCAGAAGGCAAGGCCGGCAAUAAAAGCAUGUGGCAAAUGCCAAGAGACUCAGAGGCAGGUAACACAAGCUCAAAAACCAACCAAAGCAGUGAUACAAUGGAGGCAGAACACACUGCGAGCCAGCUGGAGUGGGAAUGGAGGGAUGGAUGCUGGCGAGUUAAAAAGACGGAAGCUGAGUUAAUACAGGAAGAGAUGAGGAAGAAAGAGGAGAAGGAAGAACAGGAGAGGAGAGAGCAGCGGAGAAAAGAGAGACGAGAGAAGCAGCUUGAGAAAGAAGCCCAGUCUCAGAGAAACCAAGAAGAAUCCCAGGAGGGAGGGCCAGAGGAAGAAGUUCGUGUUUUAGACAAGACAGACAAUAGCAGUGGACAAGACAGAAAGGAAAGUGACAGUGGAGACCAGUCAGCUACUCAACAGAGAAGUGAGGACUGUGAUAAAACUCCUCAUUCGACUAGCAGUGAUACUGAAAGUAGGUUAUCAAAACAGCAAGAGCAAAGCGCAGAAGAGAAGGAAGAGAUGGAGGAUGGAUGCCCUGAGAGAGAGGGAGACGCUGAGAAAGACCCUGAAAUUUCUUCAUCCACAAUGAAAAAGAAAAAGUCCGACAAGAAGAAGAAGGGGAAAGCUGAAAAGGAGGGCUCGAAGAAAUCAGAAAAAGCUUCGGCUGAAGAGAAGAAAAAGGAAAAAGGCAAGAAGAAAAAACAAGGAAACCAAGAGGGAGUUUUAUCAGACAGUGAGGAGGAGGGGAGCCCCGAGGCUGUGGCCCAGCAGAACACAACGUCUGCAUGGAGCAGCAAAUGUAAGCCGUCAGCUGAGCAGGGAGGAUACAGCAGCGAGGGCUCCAGUGAACGCGCCAACAGCAUUCAGAGGAUAAAGAAAGAUUCCUCCCUCUGUGAGCUUCAGCCUCCACCGUACCAAGAUGAGAGCUCCGGGGCCCGUGUGUCGUCUCGUUCCCACUCAGACAGGGGGACCAGGAGGGGGUCCACCCCACAGCGCUGUGACAGCCCCCUCUGCUCCAGUGAGGCCAGCGUGGACCAGGACACUGAAAGCUACCUCAACAAAGCCUGUGAAGAGGACAUACCCAGUGACAGCACUGCUGUUCUUGGUCCAGAGGAUGGUUCUGGUCCUCAGCUCCCCACAGCCUAUGAGCCAGAGCCCCUUGCCAAAUAUGGCACGCUGGACGUCGCCUUUGAGUACGACUCCAGUGAGCAGUGGUUGGCUGUCACCGUCACCGCAGCAACUGACAUCCCUGCUCUCAAACAGACAGGCAACAUCUCGUGGCAGGUUCAUCUGGUCCUGCUGCCCACCAAGAGGCAACGGGCUAAGACCGGCGUGCAGAAGGGCCCAUGUCCGGUGUUCACAGAAACAUUCAAGUUUUCCAGGGUGGAACAGGAGGCCCUGGGGGACUAUGCUGUUCGCUUCCGCUUGUACAGCAUAAGGCGGAUGAAAAAAGAGAAGGUCUUGGGAGAGAAGGUCUUCUACCUGACUAAGCUGAACCUGCAGGGCAAGAUCGCUCUACCUGUCACUCUGGAGCCUGGCUCUGAACUUGCAGGUUGCGGUUCUCUUGUAAGUGUGUCUCGCAGCGCAGGAGCUCUGUCCUACCGCUCUGCUGAAGAGUCCAUGCCAGAGAUCCUCCUGGGUCUCAUCUACAACUCUGCUACAGGACGGCUGUCGGCUGAGGUUAUUCAGGGAAGCCACUUUAAAACCACAGCGUCUGAUAAACCUGUCAAUGGUCUGUUUUGUUGUGUAAAACACUUCGUAGGGGGACAACUUUAUAUCAUGAGAGGUGGCACUCUUCCAGCUGUCCGAAGUGUCCCUGGUGGUGUCGGUGUUCUGCCGCCGGAGCAGCAUGAGGCCCAGGGAGAGGCUGGGCUGGGUCUCCCUGGGCCUCAACAGCACCAGCGAGGAGCAGCAGGUCCACUGGACAGAGAUGAAAGAAGCGGAGGGACAGCAGGUCUGCCACUGGCACACACUCACCGACACAUAGGAGGAGGAUUUUUUUUUUUUAAGACUGACUUUAGAGUAAGAGCAUUCCCAGAACAAUCAGAGAUUUGGGAGAGCAAGACGCACCUUGUAAGAUGUGUGUUGUUUUUGUUGCAUACAGCUGUGAAGAUGGGCACGGGUUCCCAGUCUUCACUGCCAGGCUGCAUGGAAACCCUUUAAUCUGCCACUUUUAUCCGAGGCAGACAGACUUUACUGGUCGAGGUUCCGGUUCCAGCCCAUUUGCGGACAAAAAGAUGCAGUGACAGACUGAAAGUGAAUGGCAUUAUACUGACUGGCUCAAUCAAGGACAGAAUGAAAUGGUUUGUUUUGGAGCUAUUAUGUUCACAGCAAAAUCUGCAUGUACUCUAACUGUUUACAGGACAAAGUUAAUACACUUCCAAAUAUUUUCUGGCUCUGAACCUUGGACCAAAGAGCUGGGUCCAGGACUAGCAGAUUCUUUUCUAUUACUUUUGGGCUUCUCUGGACUUCAGCUGCCACCAGCAUACCAGACAUUUCUCUAUCAGUUGUAGCCACUGACAAAAGUGAAUGCAAUGAGAAGACUGUUACAAAGGGCCUACAAGAUGCUGCAACUCUGCUUACGAGCUAUGCUUUGUACAGUUUGUUUACAUACUCAUGACUUUAUGCAAGACCAGUUCAUUCGUUUCUCCUUUUGUGUUUUUGGAUUACCUGUCACGGUUUACCAGUUUUGUGGGUGUCUCUCUGGGGUAUGUGUUCCACAAAGAUCUUUUAUUUUUACAUCAUGGACUUGCAUAACUUAAUACACUAUGCAUCUGACUCCACUUUAAAUGGGAGGAAUGCAAGUCUUUCUUCUUGUGCUCGCUGAGUCUCUUACAGAAUUGGACACAGCUCUGCAUGCCAUUGGUAUCAAAGAGCAGCUUCCUUUCCUGUGUAAUACAGAUUGGGCCUGUUUCACCACUCAGCCUUCUGACAACUCAACCAUGUUCAUUCAUGUAGAAACACGGUGCUUCCCACUGAGGAAGAAUAUGCAGAAACCUGUGCAGUCCAAUAAACGUGGCUGUCUCUGUGAGGCAGUGCCGAUGAGAAACCUCAGCUAUGUUUGCUGUGAAGUGAGUGUCAAUGGCAAACCGGGAAUGAGAUCUCUUUUUUUCUAAUUUCGAAUGAAGUGUAUUAAUAAAUAAAGGCAACAAUAAAUGAAAAAAAUGUU